This is a messenger RNA of Oncorhynchus mykiss (rainbow trout), 4329 nucleotides long. RefSeq lists its product as uncharacterized. Lineage: Eukaryota; Metazoa; Chordata; Actinopteri; Salmoniformes; Salmonidae. Gene Ontology annotation, biological process: regulation of transcription by RNA polymerase II. The record is from RefSeq and is a predicted model, not a curated record. Gene Ontology annotation, molecular function: DNA-binding transcription factor activity, RNA polymerase II-specific; RNA polymerase II cis-regulatory region sequence-specific DNA binding.
CCGAUAUAAAGUAAUUGUUAUCAAAGUUGCAGAAAUGCCGCGUGCGUUGCCUUAUAUCGGUGCAUUCGUGACAACCUAACCAUUACGAAACGUAUAUUCAACCAAAUAAGCCUGACGUAGCAAAUGAGCAGUUACAUUUUCUGUUAUCCACUUUGACCUCCAUACAAAGUGCCUCACUUCCUGGCCUUUUUUUUCGUGGACUGAUUUUGGGCGGCGUAAACCCUCUCGCUUCGCCUCUUCCUCGCUGGUGACGCCUUCUUAUAUGCAGUCAUUGGGUGGCACAAAUUGGCAAAAACGAUUGGCAUUUUCGUGUGUCUAGUGUGACUGCAGUGGAGAGACAUGCAAAAACAAAUGUCUGGGGGGAAAGGUCCCCCUCUUCCUCUCCCCUCUCUGCGCCUCAUGGUCCCGCCACUGCGGCUGGUCUCAGCAGCCAUCUGGCAAACGAUCCAGCAGAGAUACGUGAUGGAUUAUGGGAUGCUGGAGGAGUUUGUUACCAUGGUCACAGAGAUGGUUCCAGAGCUUCUGAAUAUCCGACAGAGGGCCCAACUUAUUCUGGGUCUUCGAGCACGGCUGGUCCUGGAGUUGUGUCGCUCGAAGCCGAUCACAGACCUCCAGACCAUUCAGCCACACCUGGACAGGAUACAGACCCUCACACCUCUCUGGGGGACACAGACUGAUGAUGAAGAUUUAUCUGAAUCUAACUUUCUGGGGCUGAUUCAAACCCUGCUGAACGACCCAAAUGAGAUGGAACACUUCUUCCAGGAUGUUUUUCCUGUGGAAUUUGGUCCCAAGUAUGAUGCAGCAAUCGAGAAACUCAUGUGUCAGUUUCUUUCAAGACUUGAGAAGCUACUUCCGGUAUCAAACUUUCAACAGGCUGCGUCCCUGCUCAGCGAUGUCCCCUCUGUUCUGGAGGAAUGUGUUCAGUCUGUGUCUCACCCUCAGCAGCUGAAAACCCUGCUUCAGUACCACAGAGACCUCAGCCAGCUGGACAACCAUGAUACUCUGUCUUCUUCCGAUGGGGACUGCAUUCUUUCAGCUCUCUGUCUCCCUCCAGUAGAAAGGGUGGUGAUUGCAACUGAACAGACAGAGUCAGAAACACAGACAUUAUCCUUGAAUGUCUUCAUGGAUACAUUUACCAAAGAGUUGGAGGUGGACUCUGCAACACUGACAGAGUACACAGAGAUGGAACCCGGGACAAGUAUGGAUGUAAUAAAAAGUGAGAAGAGGGUGCAAUGUGAGAAAAACAACAAACAAUCUAUAGAGUUUACGGACCCUGUGGAACAUGAGGACAUGGAGGUUCAUGACGGUAAUGAAGAAGAGAAUGUUCUGGGGAUUGGACCAGUACAAGAUGAGACGGAAGGUAUUGUUGAAGAAGUGAACCCCAGGUACAGAACAGUGAUGGUUAUCGGGGAAGAUGGGGUGGCACAGCCUUAUGAAGAUUCAAGUGUCAGAAAGCCCAAAAUAAAGACUCAUAAAGACAGUGGAAGUCAUGGAGAACAAAUGAAAAGCAUAGACGUAUCUGAUAAGAUCAUAUCCUCAAUGCUUCACAAGCCUUCAGUGGAGCUACAAAGAAUUGAUACUACUAACCUGAUAUUACCAUCUAGACCAGUUAGACAAAACAGGGGGCGUAAGAUGAAGACAUUGCUAGCACGAGAACGGCAACAAACCAAAACAGAACUUUCAGAAGAAAAUGCAUUCAAAAAAUGCCCAAUUUGUGGGAAGACUUUCAGUCGAGGUGCUGACAUGAAGCGGCACCAGAAAAUCCACACAGGUGAGCGCCCAUUUCAGUGUCUCCAGUGUAAGAAACGCUUCCUGUACCAUUUUGAUCUGAGGAGACAUCGGCAAAAUGUGUGUAAAGUCGUUGUGUCAGAACCUAAAGGUGAAACAUCCAAGCAACUCAAAGGCAGGUCAAAUAUGUGUGAUAUGAGUUACAAGGACCCACAAAGCUUGGAGAAACCGAGACUAAAAUGUGAAAAAGACUCCAAGAAAAAGCGUAGCAGAUCUCCAGCUAGUGAUGAGAAGGACACAAUCCAGAAACCUGAGGGAGGAGACACGGAGCCGUCCAGUGGUGUUACUCUUGAGGCAACACCCGAGGACAGUGACUCAUCCUCCACCAGUACUCCCCAGGACCCAUCUUACGACCCAUCUGGCGAACCUAGCAAGACCGAAAAACACAAACAGUCAAAAGUGUGCUGCAUUUGCAAAAAACGUUUGCCAAAAUCUUACAGCAUGAAAGUUCACAUGAGGUCCCACUCAGAUCUGCGCCCUCACAAAUGUCCUCAUUGUGGGCAGACGUUCAAGAACAUCUAUGAUAUGAGGAAGCACAUUGUAAAGACUGUGUGCAAGGUGCUGCGAGCUGAUCCUGAAGAGGCCCAGGCCCAGGUACAUGCACUCACCCACAGCCCCCUCCACUGCACUGAGUGCAGUAGGAUGUUUGCAGACCCAGUAAAGCUAGAUAGGCACAAGCUGUCGCACAAGCCUUUGAAAUGCACCAUGUGUGAAAACAGCUUCAAUGGGGUCAAGCCCCUUAAGAAACACUAUCUGGAUGCCCAUAAAUUCAGCGGGCCAUUCCUCUGCACCUCCUGUGAUAAAAGCUACACUGAUUUAGCAGCUCUCAUCAGACACGAGAGGACUCACACCGGAGAUCUCCCAUACCAGUGCUCCCACUGUCCACGGAAGUUCAACUUAUCAGCGGUUCUUGUCGAACACGAGAGAAUACAUACCGGAGAGAAACGAUGCCUUUGCUGGGAGUGUGGAAAGGGAUUUAUCAGCAAUGCAAAACUGAAAAUGCACAUGCUGUGUGUUCACAGAAAACCUGAAGAUAAACACUUCUCCUGCUCCCAGUGUGACAAAUCUUACGCAUUACAAAGGACGUUACAAGUCCAUGUGGCGAGACAUCAUGCUGGGGUGCGUUUCCCGUGCACAUACUGCGGUAAGCUGUUUCUGAACAUGUCCUCAUUGACGAGGCAUGACCUGAUUCACACUCAGGAGAGGCCUUUUAAAUGCACCGAAUUGGAGUGCGGCAAAAGUUUCAAAUCAAAAUCUGAAGUGAAGGUACACAUGAGAUACCAUACUGGGGAGCGGCCAUUCAAGUGUAAAGUCUGUGGGAAGGGUUUUACUCAAAACUGUUAUCUCACUCAACACAUGCGAACUCAUACAGGGGAGAAGCCAUAUCCUUGUUCUGUCUGUGGAAGAAAAUUUGAUGACUCUAGGAAACGGAAAAGGCACAUGAUGAUUCACACUGGAGAGAAGCCCCACAAAUGUUUGAAAUGUGAGAAAGCUUUCAGUCGGGCAGACCUGUUGAAAGCACAUGACAGGAAAGAACACUGAACAAGUUCAAGUCCAGGGAUUGUUUUGUUUCUUUAUAUUUUUUUCUUCUUCUGUACAGAUGUUAGUAAUGAAACAGUUUGUCCCUCUAUGUUGUGAACUUAUUCUGGAUCUUUUCUGAAAUGUUGUUGUCUUAAAAAUGAAGGAUCUAAGAAACAUGACCUGUCUGGGAAUAUGUAUCCCUGAGAUGCUUUUAGGGACAAGAGUUGGAAAUAAUGCAAGCUAUUAACACUGAUGCAAUAGAUUGGAUAGUUGUUUAGUCAACGGCUUUUUAUCUAUCCUCAUUCAAAUAAAACCAUGUGUAUUUUGGUGCAGAUCUGUACUCGCCGCUAGAGGGAGUUGGUCAUCUUUCUCAAGCAUCCAUUUCACACUUCACUCUGAAUAAAAGUAGAUAGGGCCAUGCUUUUGGAAUGUACAUUGUUUUUGUCAGUCAACAUAAGUUGUGCUUUCUGAAAUGUAUGGUGAAAUGUAUAUUUUCAGUUUUGUAUGUCACAAAAUUGGACAAAAAACAUGAGGGCAGCAUCUGUUUAUGAACGGUGAUGAUCAGCAGCAUCACAACACAGAGGUUGAGCUCAAAGUUCAAGAUGUUCAGGGGUUUUCUAAGAUAAGGCUCUAACAUUUUCAUACUGUCAGAUAGAUACUAGGCUAGUCUAUGUAUGCUAUAGUGCAUUCUAGAGUGGAAGGGGUUUUCUGCCAAUCAUACCCAAUAAUGUUUCAGUUUUAAUAAUGGUCCUUAUGGCUGAUUUUAGAUGGGCAAUUCUGAUAUUUUAUUGACUAAUUGUUCUUUUGACCAAUCAGAUCAGCUCUGAAAAAUAUCUGAUGUGAUUGAUUAAAUAAUAAUAAUACAAUUAGUGGAAUAAAAGACCAGAAUUGGGCUGCCUGUCUAAACGCAGCCUAUGAGACCCCUGGGCCUGUUCUCAUGCAUAGGGCUUAGCUUUGUUGUUUCAAGUACAAAUAAAAUGUAUUGAAUGAUUGUGAAUACAAAAUAUUUUUGAAAUAAUG